AUGAAUGAAACUAAUGCUGGAGCUACCGAGGAGAGGUACGGGAUCACGGACCCUGUCACUGUCGAGGGGCCGGCGGAAGGCGACAAAGAGGCAACGGCCGAACUUCUGAAGUUCUUGAGAGCGCACAACCUAUACGAAACUGAAGAGGGGAAACUCAAGAGGGAAAAGGUGUUGGAAGCGCUCAACCGUCUGCUGCAGCAAUUUGUCCGAAAAAAUGCGGCGCGCCACCUAGGAAUACAAGACGACGAGGCUGCAAAAAUAUCAGCAAAGCUUCUCACAUUCGGUUCAUACAGGCUCGGAAUUGUGGCUCCGGACAGCGAUAUCGAUUGUCUAUGCCUCUGCCCGCAGUCGGUGACCAGGGACGCCUUCUUCACCGACUUCUACAACCUACUAAAGCAAGUCAACUUAAUAACCAAAUUGCACGCCGUUCCCGACGCUUACACGCCAGUAAUCAAACUUACAUAUGAUGGCAUUGAUAUUGACUUGCUUUUCGCCAGCCUGCCGGCGUCAACCGUGCGCGAGGAAAUCGACGUCCUCGACGACGCUAUACUCAGAAACAUGAACGAACCCACCGCACGCAGCAUCAACGGAUGCAGAGUGGCGGCGCUCAUGUUAGCACUCGUGCCCAACAAGGAAAACUUCAGGACAACGCUCAGAUACGUUAAACUCUGGGCCAACAGGAGAGGUCUCUACACCACCGUCAUGGGGUACAUGGGAGGAGUGGCGUGGGCUAUCCUCACGGCACGGGUGUGCCAACUGUACCCGAACUUCCUCCCAAACCAACUCAUACAAAAGUUUUUCAGGGUGUACGCGCAGUGGAAUUGGAAGUUUCCCGUCAUGCUCUGUAAGAUCAAAGAGGUGCCAAACCUCCCGGGAUAUAUGGCAUUCAAGGUCUGGGAUCCCAGAAACAACGCGACAGACAGGCAACAUCUCAUGCCCGUCAUCACACCCGCAUUCCCCUCCAUGAACUCCACGCACAACAUCACGCUCACCACCAAGCGCAUACUGACGGAGGAGUUCAAAAGGGCGCAUGAAUUGCUCAAAUCGCAAAGGAAGGCAUCCGAUAUGUCCAGGGUGUGGGAGCAGGUCCUUGAAAAGGAGGACAUGUUUGCAUCCCACAAGCACUUCCUCGUCAUAGAGGUGAUGGCAGCAACGGAACAUGUGAGGCACCUUCAAUAUUCCCAAAAUAUAUGA
Babesia ovata is the source of this 1194-nucleotide messenger RNA. RefSeq names its product poly(A) polymerase. Gene Ontology annotation, molecular function: poly(A) RNA polymerase activity. The transcript is spliced from 2 exons. Bases 1 to 1194 code for a protein of 397 amino acids. Lineage: Eukaryota; Apicomplexa; Aconoidasida; Piroplasmida; Babesiidae. Gene Ontology annotation, cellular component: nucleus. The record is from RefSeq and is a predicted model, not a curated record.